Anthostomella pinea is the source of this 2031-nucleotide messenger RNA. The record is from the annotation of a GenBank genome assembly. NCBI's taxonomy places the organism in Eukaryota, Fungi, Ascomycota, Sordariomycetes, Xylariales, Xylariaceae.
AUGGCUCACGACAGUGCCCAAGAAGACGACGUAACCAGGGUCAAGCGCAGACCAUGGUGGCACCUCUGGGUGGAUUACCAUCGCGAGGUCAAGCAUCUGGUCAUCGACUAUAGCUUUCGAGAGCGUGAACGGCAGAUAUCCAAGAUCGUAGACGAUGGAGGUUUCAACACCACUGUCUUCUUCGUCGCCGCAUCUGGCUUCCUGGCUUCCUCAUACAGCCUGUUUUCGAUGAACGUGGUCACGCCGUCUUUGUUCUACUUGUACCCCCCUAACGGCAGACUGAGCCCCGGCCCGGGCUUCGUGAUAGAUGAGCUGACGCUCAUCGGGACUGUGCUGGGCAUGGUGGUCAUGGGCCACCUAGCCGACCGGUCUGGGCGGAAGACGUGGUAUGGCGUUGAGUUGCUGAUCCUAAUCAUUGCGACGAUGGGAGUCGUGCAAUCUUCUGAAGGGUUCAUGGUGCAAGAGUCGGGCGGCACCUACAAGAGCUCCAUGGACAUCUACUCCUGGAUAUCCUGGUGGCGGCUGAUCCUAGGCUUCGGAAUCGGCGCCGAGUAUCCCCUCUCGUCCAUCAUAUGCGCAGAGUGGGCAUCUACCGAGUCCAGGGGAACGAUGCUCUCGGCCGUGUUCUUGACGCAAGCUAUAGGGCGGCUCCUAGCAUGCGCAGUCAGCCUCGGCUCGUUGCAAGUAAUCAGCAAACGCUGGCAUGUGCCGCCUGGAAGUGAUUCCGACGACAUGAAACUGGUGGUCGACAGCGUCUGGAGACUGACGGUCGGGAUAGGCAUGAUCCCGGCCGCCGUAGCAGUUCUCCUUCGACUUACAAUACCGGAAACCCCGAGGUACUACGCAGAUAUCAUGAAGGACCUGCGGAUGGCUGUCAAGAACGCCAUGAAGAUCUACGGCCGAAACAAAGACAUCAAGGAGAAAAACCGAAGUUACGAUACCCCAGUGAGACGGGACAGCGACGAAGAGGACGACUGGUUUGGUAGUGCCUGGAACUAUCUGACGGGACCGCAGAAAGCUUGGAAGAGACUUGCCUCUAUAUCACUUCUAUGGUGCAUCAUGGAUAUAGGCUUCUACGGACUGUCGAUGGACAGUCCCAGCGCCCUGUCGACAUUGGCUCAUGAUCCGUCGGACAACUCAACGUCGUACGACUUUGGUUGGCACGCCGGGACGAACGACACCAUGCACGGCGGAGGAAACCAGACAGAGGGUGAUGCUCCCGAUAGCUCCUGGAACACCGACUAUUGGAACCCCAACAAUACAAUAUACAACAUGCUGGAGGAGAACGCGGUCAGGUCUAUCCUUAUCACCACCGUCGCGUCCCUAGCUGGCAGCAUCACGGCCAUAGUAAUCAUCAAUUACUUCCGGAGGAAGUACAUCCUCUUCACGACCUUCCUCAUCCUCAGUGUGCUCUUCGCAGUCGCGGGGGCGAACCUGAUCGUCACAUCAGACAAGAACCAAGCCCAUCUGUUGACGACCAUAUUCAUCGCGCUCAUCCACUUCACCUUCAACGCUGGCCCGAACACUUUGAUCUUCGUCCUGGCCGCCGAGAUAUUCCCCACCGUCUACCGGUGCACCUUUUACGGCAUGGCGGCUGCGUCCGGCAAAGUCGGGGCGAUCGUCAUCCGCGCCGUCAUCGAGGCGACGGAGAACCACGAGAAGUCGCUCGGCAUACGGCUCCUGGUGUGCAUACCGCUGAUGCUCAUCUCGGCUUGGAUAUCUCUCUACCUGCCCGACGUGCAGACCGGACCGAGGCUUGUCUAUAGAGACGCAGAAGCGGAGGCGCAACCUCUUCCCGAGUCUCAGCUGGCAGCUGGCACCGCACAGGAAGAGACCCCAACUGGUCAUACAACGCAGCCGCUACCGACAGGAGAAUCCUUGGGUGACAGAGACUCGGUAGUAUCCACAGAUAUCUCGUCGGUCAAUGACGCGGUCACCCGUACCCAACCAGGACUCUCACCUCCACGGCUUCGUCUUCUGGGCAGGCUGAAGAAUAUCCCACUUGAGAGGAUCGCCCCAAAUCCUUCGUGA